This is a messenger RNA of Prinia subflava (tawny-flanked prinia), 6715 nucleotides long. RefSeq names its product Golgi phosphoprotein 3-like. Gene Ontology annotation, biological process: larval heart development; Golgi vesicle budding; Golgi to plasma membrane protein transport. Bases 2671 to 3504 code for a protein of 277 amino acids. NCBI's taxonomy places the organism in Eukaryota, Metazoa, Chordata, Aves, Passeriformes, Cisticolidae. The record is from RefSeq and is a predicted model, not a curated record. Gene Ontology annotation, molecular function: phosphatidylinositol-4-phosphate binding; catalytic activity. The transcript has 5 exons. Gene Ontology annotation, cellular component: extracellular matrix; Golgi cisterna; cytosol.
CAAAAUUUAGAUUCAAAUUAUAACAAUUUCAAACAAUAAAAACAAAACAAUACGAACCCCACAAACAGCGAAACUUACUUGACAGAAGUUCUCCCGGGAAAAGUUGAGCCAAGGGUGACCCCAGAGACACAGGACCUGGCAGCCGGUGUCUCUAGCUGGGUUCACGCUUUGCUCAUCUAAAGGCCCAACUUAAAUACCCUUAACUUCCCCCUCGGCAACCUUCCUCCCAUUGUUUCUCUAAUCAUCGGCCAUUAACUUUGUUUACACUAAAUCCCGAAAGGGUCCCCGGGCACAUUCAAAUGCUAAUGUCCAGAGUAAGUCCUUGCUUUGAGUAACUGUCGUAGAGGUGUGUGAUGAUCGUUGCAAGUCUCUGCUGGCAUGUAACAUUUGAUCGUUGCAAGUCUUUGCUGGCACGUAGCAUUCGACCGUUGCAAGUCCCGAUGAGUUCAGCUGCACGUAGGCAGGGGUAAGUCAUCAGCACCUCGUGUUCACACCUUCUAUUUUUGGAACCCGGAAGAUCAGGAGAGGUGCUUUACAGAAGUUCGUGAAACGUGCGGGUUGAGCAGACACACAUACCUUUAUACAAUAUAUAUUACAGUUCCGAAUCUAUAAUUAUUUAUAGAACAUGAAUUAAAUAACCAUAUUUCCCACAGUAAUAAAUUCGCUUUGUACCUCUAAGCCGAGCCUGUUUUGCCCUUGGAGUGUUUUCUCCCAGUCCUUAUCUCAACUAAUGAACCCUUUGUUUAAUUUUCUUUUUUCUCUCCUAUGCCCAGCUGUGGCAGGGGAGGGUGAGCAAGUGACUUUUGUGGGUGUCUGGCAUUUGUACAGCAUCAAACUACGACAACAUUUUAAUUAAAAAAUUAGAAAGACAAAAAAAUCAGAAUGCCACACACUAAGUGAACUGUGAAUAAUUUGCAGGUCUCCAAACAGAAGAGGAAUGAUCAGCAAACAUUUGUGUGAUUGAGAUCCUCUCAGGAUCAGUUUUGUCUGUCUGCUAUUCUUUUUUUGUCAGUGGUCUUGAAGAUGCUAUACUGAAUUAUCACCAUGUCACAUUAGCAGAUUAUGCAAGAAUUGAGGGUGUGAGAAAUAAUGGAGUGACUUGCAAAGUGACUUGGAGCUUUUGGUAAACAAGGUGCACCUAAAUACAUAUUUAUACUUAUAUAAAUAUUUUGUUUAUCUUUUAGAUACAUAUUAUACAUAUUAUUUUUAAAAAUCUAUAUGCAAUCUCAAUAUGGCCAAACACAAUAUCCUAAUUGUGAACUAAAAAGUACAGGAAAUCCUUCCAUCUUAAGCACUUUUAAUCAUUAAUAAAAUAUGCAACCUAGAAACAUAUAUAGGAUUCAGCCUUGAUAAGUAGUUUUGAGCUUUUGGCAUGCCACACUCAAAAGGGCUUAACGUUUCGAAAGAUGCCUCAUUGACAGCAGAGAUGAGGGACUCAAUUUACUCUGUUUAAAGUCAAGUUGAGAGCUCUGUGUGCUCACCUGAGUUUAGUUGCUGAGUGUAAAAAAUAUGGUAUAUUAAUUCGUGUUUUUUGGUAUAUGUAGAAUGUAAAUAUGUUCUGUAAAGCAGGUCGGGCACAAAACCAGCUAAUCUCAGGACCAGGACAAGGAGCACCCAGGGGCUGAUAAUCAGAAAACGACAAUGCCUUGCCGGGAAUCAGGAGCCCGCUAUUGACACCAGAAUAAAAGACAAAUCAAGAUCGAAAUCAGUCCUCCAGGGGCAGCAGAACUGUGAAACGCCAGCCAUCACCGAGAUACAAUCAGGGGGAUGCCUUUCCAUUUAGAACUUCGUCUCCCAUCGCGGGCCAAAUAAACUGUAUAAAACCAGGACCCCAAAAAAGCCCAAUUCGUGAACGAGGGGGUUACAGCACACUAGGGGCUGUAACUGGUUCACCCAGUGUCGAUCCCAGGCAUCGGCACUGUUUCCGAUUGUUGGUUUUGCCUAAAUUUCUGUCUUGUAAUUCUUUAAUUAAUAACAUUAUAUUUUAUUAAUUUGGAUUAAAUUGGCAUUUAUAACACUGAGUUUAUAUAUAUAUGCAGACGCAUUUAUUCCUGGAGGGCUGCACCAGCAAUCGGACUUGGGGCUAAAAGUGAAAUCCAGCAGACUUAAGAUUGUAAAUAAAGCACUUAACAAAAAUUUAAUUUAUGAGAAUGUACUACCCAGUCCCCGGGUUAUGCCGCGGCGGGCACCAGCUGUCCAGACCCCUUUCCCCUCCGCCCUGAGCGUUGGAUUAAUCAUCCCCCACAGACCCGGGUAACGAUUAGUAACAGUCAACAACAGCUGGCACCACCUGCACUCCCUGAGGCUGAGGGGCCCGCAUCCCUGGGGGUUUCCCUCCACAGCUCCAGCCCCGUGAGGGGCUCGUCCUGUCCGCGGCACUUUCCGGUCGUACCCCCCGCCUGCCACUACUAUAUCCUCUGGUGACAUCAGCCUGCGCCGCCAUAUUGAAGGAGAAGUCACCUCCGCCAGCUCGGCCGCAGCAGGCGGGGAACGCCGUCUCUCCUGCCUCGGCGGAAUCCCGCUCCCCAUGAUUCCCCCCUGCCGGCCGCUGCCCCGGUGCGGAUAGGGCGGAGGCAGGAGCGGCUUCCGUCUCUUCUUCUUUCCCCCUCCAGAUCUGUCGCCAAGCUCCUCUCCCCGUGGCGGGCCUUUGACCUUCCACCACUUCCAGCCAUGACUUCCUUGACCCAGCGUAGCUCCGGGCUGGUGCAGCGCCGGACAGAGGCCUCCCGCAACGCCGCCGCCGCCAAGGAGAGGGAGGCGGGAGGCGGCCCUGAGGAUGAAGGCCGCCGGGACGAGCCCGAUGACCAUGAUAAGGGCGACUCCAAGGAAACACGCCUCACCCUCAUGGAAGAGGUGCUGCUCCUGGGCCUUAAGGACCGUGAGGGGGAGGACUUCGCACUCUUCUGCUCCAACAUGGGGUUCCUCCCACAGGAAACAGUCCUUCACAAACUUCUCCAACAUGAGUCCUUCCCACAGGCUCCAGCACGGGUUCCUCUAAUGGAGUGCAGUCCUUCAGGCACAGGCUGCUCCAUCAUGGGUUCCCCCACAGGGUCACAAGUCCUGCCAGCAAGCCUGCUCCAGCAUGGGCUCCUCUUCCCACAGGGUUACACAUCAUUUUGGAAUGAUUGCAUCUCCUCAGGAUUGCGUGGCUGUAUGUUAAUUGAAUUGGCAUUGCGAGGGCGUCUUCAAUUAGAGACUUGUGGAAUGAGGCGUAAAAGUCUAUUGACAAGAAAGCUUGCUGCUUCCAAGGUUCCUGCUACAGCUCAUUUCCCUAUGUGGAAGGGCACCAGGACCUGCUGCCCCUGUGAGGUUGUAAAGGAAGCCCUUUUUCAGUAUCUUCCACUGGCUGCACCUGCCAUUACCCACAUGAAGAAGCGACUGAGCUCGCACCACAGCACUCUCUGCAGCCACAGAAGAUUUAGCGCACCUGCCCUUCCCGGCGUGGAGCCAAUAGCACCCCUGCCAGCUGUGACCAUAACUACACCAAAGGGUGAGUACCAAUGAAGUCUCAACAAGAAGGCUGUGGAGAAUCAAGAGGGACCUCAGGACCUUUUGACAACUGGUCAAGGGAUCUGGAGCACAAAUUGUGUUCUCUUCUGUCCUGCCAGUUGCACGAAAUGAUGGGGCAAGAAGCAGGAAGAUCUUGCAGAUGAAUACCUGGCUUCAGGACUGCUGUUACCUGCAGAAUUUUGGGGGUUUUGAUCGUGGGUCAGUUUAUUGAGGACCAGGCCUGCUGGCAACAAACAGGGUCCACCUGUCUCAAAGGGGAAAAAGGAUCUUAGCUCAGGAGUUAGAAGGGCUCCCUCAGAGAGCUUUAAACUAGAUUUUAAGGGGCUGGGGACAGGGGCAGGCUCAAUAGAGAUAAGGUGUGGGAAGAGGAGAACUUUAGCGACCACCCAAGUAGAAAAAGGAGGUUUAGGAGGGAAUACCACAUUCAAGCACAAGCAGCCAAAGACAUAACCACAAGACUGGACUAUGGAGCAUCCCUUUGCACCCCCACUGGGAUAUUAACACACUCAAAUACCUCUAUAAGGUGCCUGUACACCAAUGCACACAGGAUGAGGAACAAGCAGGAGGAACUAGAGAUCUGUGUGCAGUCACAGGGCUUUGAACUCAUUGCGAUUACAGAGACAUGGUGGGAUAGCUCACAACUGGAAUGUUGUCAUGAAGGGCUACAUGCUGUUCAGGAGAGACACAUCAGGAAGGUGCGGUGGUGAAGUUGCCCUCUUUGUGAAGCUACGCUUGGAAUGUAUGGAGGUCUGUCUUGGGGUGGAUGACAAGCAGGUCGAGAGCUUAUGGGUUAGGAUAAAAGGGCAGACUAGUAAGGGUGACACUGUUGUGGGUGUGUGCUACAGGCUGCCUGAGCAGGAGGAGGAAGUGGAUGAGGCCUUCUACAGGCAACUAGAAGCAGCCUCACAGUUUCAGGCCCUGGUUCUUGUGGGGGACUUGAACUACCCUGACAUCUGCUGGAGAAGCAACACAGCAAAGCACAAACAGUCCAGGAGGUUCCUGGAAAGCAUUGAUGACAACUUCCUGUCACAGGUAGUAGAGGAUCCCACAAGGAAUGGUGUGCUGCUUGACCUUAAACUAACAAACAGGGAAGGCCUUAUUGGAGAUGUGAAGGUUGGGGGCAGCCUUGGCUCUAGUGACCAUGAGAUUGUGGAGUUCAGUAUCAGGAGAAGAGGAAGCAGAGCAGUAAUUAAGAUUACAACCCUGGACUUCUUGAGAGCUACCUUGAGCCUCUUCAGGGAUCUUCUUGGAAGAAUCCCAUGGGAACAGGCCCUGCAGGGAAGAGGGGUCCAAGAGAAUUGGUUGAUAUUCAAGAAUCACUUCCUCCAGGCUCAAGAACAGUACAUCCCAAUGAGCAAGGAAUUGGGCAAAGGGGGCAAGAGACUUUCAUGGAGGAAUAAAGAACUCAAGCAUAAGCAGGAAGUACACAGGAGGUGGAAACAGGGUCAGGCCGUUUGGAAUGCAUAUGGAAAGGUUGUCAGAGAAGGUACAAAUGAGACAAGAAAGGCCAAGGCCCAUCUGGAAUUAAAUCUUACCAAGGAUGUCAAGGACAACCAGAAGGGCUUUUUCAAUAACAAAAGGAAAAUGAAGGAUAAUGUGAGGCCAUUCCUAAAUGGAGGGAGACCCUAGUAACAGAGGACUCAGAGAAGGCAGAGUUACUGAAUGCCUUCUUUACAUUGGUCUUCACUGACAAGAUCAACUCUCAGGGAUCUCUGACCCAGAAGACCAUGGUUAAAGAAUGUUGGAAAGACUUUCCCUUGGUCAAGGAGGAUUGGGUUAGAGAAUACCUAGGCAAACCUGACAUCCACAAGUCCAUGGGCCCUGACAGGAUGCACCCAUGAGUACUGAGAGAGGUAUCAGACAUCAUUGCUAAGCCACUCUCAAUCAUCUUUGAAAUGCUGUGGAGAUCAGGAAAGGUGCCUGAAGACUGGAAGAAAGCAAAUGUCACCUCGGCCUUCAAAAAGGUCAAGAAGGAGGACCCAGAGAACUGCUGGCCAGUCAGCCUCACCUCAAUCUCUAGAAAGCUGAUGGAGCACCUCCAUUCAGAGGCCAUCGCUAUCCACAUAUCCACAUGUGUGGGCCUGACAUUUGGUCUGAAUUUAGGCUUCAGGCUUUGCCAGUGUCUGUGUGAAAGGCAAGCCAGCAACUUUCUCAUGUUAGCCUGAGAAAUCUAAAGGAGGAAUUCAAACAAACCUUGGGAAGUGAGAAACCAUCCACAGGUGGUGUUUUUCCAACAUGUUUACUGGAAAGAAAUGUUUACUAAAGUGUGUAGAUGCUGAAUAACCAAUCAUGUUCUUUGUACCAAACUACUCUAUAAAAGUAGAAUUUAGAAGAAUAAAGUUUGGUCUCAUCUUUACCAUCAUGGAGAGUCAUGUUGUUAUUCCUGUGCCAUCUGAAAACCAUAACAACACACAUGGACAACAAGAAAGUAAUCAGGAGUAGUCAGCAUGGAUUCACUAAAGAUAAAUCAUACUUCAACAGCCUGAUUGCCUUCUAUGAUGAAACAAUUACCUGGAUAGAUGAUGGGAGAGCAGUGCAUAUUGUCUACCUGGACUUCAGCAAAGCUUUCACCACUGUCUCUCACAACAUACUCAUAGGCAAACUCAGGAAGUGUGGACUGGAUGAGUGGACAGUGAGGUGGAUUGAGAAGUGUCUGAAUAACAGAUUCCAGAGGGUUGUGAUCAGUGGCACAGGGUCUAGUUGGAGGCCUGUCACUAGUGGUGUCCCCCAAGGUUCUAUACUGGACCCAGUAUUGUUUAAUUUUUCCACCAAUGACUUGGACAAAGGGGCAGAUGCCUCCUCAGCAAGUUUGCUGAUGACACAAAGCUGUGAGGAGUGGCCAAUACUCCAGGGAGCUGUUCUGCCCUUCAGAAGGACCUUGACAGGUUGGAGAGAUGGGCAGAGAGGAACCAUCUGAAAUUCAGCAAAGGCAAGUCCAGGGUCCUGCACCUGGAGAAGAAUAACUCCAUGCACCAGUACAGGCUGGAGGUGACCUGCUGGAAAGCAGAGCUGAAGAGAAGGACCUGGGAGUCCUGGUGGACAACAAGCUGUCCAUGAGCCAGGAAUGUGCCCUUGUGGCCAAGAAGGACAAUAGUAUCCUGGAGUGCAUUAGGAAGAGCAUUGUCAGCAGGCUGAGAGAGGUGAUCCUGCCCCUCUACUUAGCCCUUGUGAAAGACAUCUGGAGUGCUGUGUCCAGUUCUGGGCU